Messenger RNA from Petromyzon marinus (sea lamprey), 3701 nucleotides. RefSeq names its product piwi like RNA-mediated gene silencing 2 (gene PIWIL2). Gene Ontology annotation, molecular function: RNA binding; protein binding. Lineage: Eukaryota; Metazoa; Chordata; Hyperoartia; Petromyzontiformes; Petromyzontidae. The record is from RefSeq and is a predicted model, not a curated record.
GUGAUCGAAUCGACCAAUCGAGCGGCGGCGCGGCGGGGAGAGUCACGUGACGUGGAGGGGUCGUGGCGGACACGUGGCGGGGCGAGUUGGAGUGCCACGCGGUGCCUGUGGUCAUCGUCGCCGCGAGUGAAGUUUCGCUCGUCCAUUCGAGGAUGGCAGAGCAAGGAGAGAGACGUUUUGGCAGGGGUCGCUCCAUGCUGCCUCCAACCGAGCCAAAAGUGCCAGAGACUCCACGUGCUGCCCAGCACGGCCCGGAGCAGCAGCCCACAACGGCAGGGGCAGCCGAUGACCAAAUGCAGGUUCGAAGUAUGGGCCGGAGUAGCACUUUGCUGGCCAGCCUGCAGCACAGACCCCCAGGGGCUCUGGGCCCUGGCCUCAGCUUUUUCGGUCGAGGAAUUUUAUCAGCUGGGAAUGCUGGAAGACAGGUCGCCCAGGGGUUACAGGAAUCAAAACCGUCGGUGGCUUCGUCAAGCAGUGGACCAUACAGAGGUGCAGAAACGGGGCCAAUCGGGAAAGAAGUUAUUAGCUUCGGACGAGGCGUAAUACAGCAGGGACUCCUUGCUGCUCCCGGUGCUACUGCUGCCUUGGAGAGGGAUGAUCAUGGAUUGGCUUUGCUUCCAAGCUCAUCUGGGGUCUCGUAUAUUGGGCCCAGCAGGCCUACCCUGCCAUGUCCUGACAUGGGCCGUUUGGCUCAACAGGAAAGUGUCCUUCAUGCAGGUCGAGGAAUUUUAUCAGCUGGGAAUGCUGGAAGACAGGUCGCCCAGGGGUUACAGGAAUCAAAACCGUCGGUGACUUCCUCAAGCAGUGGACUAUACAGAGGUGCAGAAACGGGGCCAAUCGGGAAAGAAGUUAUUAGCUUCGGACGAGGCGUAAUACAGCAGGGACUCCUUGCUGCUCCCGGUGCUACUGCUGCCUUGGAGAGGGAUGAUCAUGGAUUGGCUUUGCUUCCAAGCUCAUCUGGGGUCUCGUAUAUUGGGCCCAGCAGGGCUACCCUGCCAUGUCCUGACAGGGCCCAUUUGGCUCAACAGAAAAGUGUCUUUCAUACAGUGUUAGGUGGACGGGGAAGGUCCAUCUCAUCCCCCACGUCCUCUCUGGGACUGCAGGCUCCCUCCGAGACUUCUUGCCAGCCGAAGUCCACUUCGGUGGAAUCGGGCAGCUCGACCUCCCUGGAGUCAACCUUCAGCGAGCUGUCCGUUGCCACGCUCCCUGUCGAGCAACCUAUACAAAAAAUCGGAACCUAUGGGACUCCUCUGGAGAUUGCUACAAAUUACAUCCGUUUGAGGUGCUCCAACGAAGCCAUCUACCAGUAUCAUGUGACAUUCAGCCCUGAUGUGGACAGCACGAAUACUCGCUUUGGCUUGCUAAACGAGCACAAGUCGGUGAUCGGCAACACGAAAGCGUUUGAUGGGUGUGUCCUGUAUCUGCCUCGUAAACUCGACGACAACCUAAACCUCACUUCCAAGCGAAUUUCAGACGGUGUGGAGAUAACCCUGUCAAUCAAGUGCACCAAAAUCAUCAAGCCAGAUUCAGACCUCUGUCUGCCCAUCUACAACAUCAUAUUUAAAAAGAUAAUGCGAUUGCUGGAAUUAAAGUUGAUUGGAAAAAGUUACUUGAAUCCUCGCCAGCCAAUCGUCAUCAACAGAUACAGGAUUCAUAUUUGGCCUGGUUAUGUCGUUGCUGUGCAAAAGAAAGACGGUGGAUUGAUGCUGAUGCUCGAUGUGUCCCAUCGAGUUCUGCGCAUGGACAGCGUGCUGGAGGUCAUGACCCAUCUGUACGAGAGCUGCCAAAGCAGCGCCAACUUUCAGGAGGAGUGCACCAAGGCCUUGGUGGGCCAUGUGGUCAUCACGCGGUACAACAAUCGCACCUACCGCAUCGAUGACAUCGCCUGGGACAAGACACCCAAGAGUACCUUCCUCAAUUCGGCAGGGAAAACCAUGUCUUUUGUUGAGUACUACAAGACUCAGUACGAAAUUACAAUAGAUGACCUUGGGCAGCCACUGCUCUUGCAUCGAGCAAAGCAAAGGAAUCGGACAGAUGAUCAGGUGGUGAUUCAGACCAUUUGCCUCAUCCCAGAGCUCGCCUAUAUGACUGGGAUCACCGACCUGAUGAGGUCAGACUUCAGCAUGAUGAAGGCAAUAUCUGAGCACAUGCGCCUUGGGCCAUCCUUGAGACACAAUUCUCUCAUGGAGUUCAUCAGCAAUGUGAAGAGGAAUCCUGAAGCCCAGCAGGAGCUCUCAAACUGGGGCCUGCAAAUGGACAGUGACAUUUAUAAGUUGAGUGGCCGCCAACUGCCGCCUGAGAUUAUUCGACUGCAGUACAAGGCCUUCGCGUUUUCGCCUGAAGCUGAUUGGACGCGCCAUAUUGUCAACACCCCCUGCAUCACAGCCGUGGCGAUGAAGAACUGGCAGGUGCUCUGCACGCACCGUGACUCGUUUCUCGUGCACGAGUUUGUGACCAUGAUGUGCAACGUGGGGCCUCCGAUGGGCCUCGUACACCAAUUACCCAACAUAAUAGAGCUGCCGAACGAUCACACCAAGACCUACAUCGACUGCAUCCGCAAGAACUACAGCUACUCCCAGGGCGUGCAGAUGGUCAUGUGCAUCUUUCCCACAUUACGGGACGAUCGCUACAGUACUGUGAAGCAAGUCUGCUGUGUGGAGCUGGCGGUGCCAUCACAGGUUGUGCAGACGCGCACAAUCAGCCAGCAGAAAAGAUUGCGCAGCGUGGCUCAGAAAGUGGUGCUGCAGAUGAACUGCAAGUUGGGAGGGGAGCUGUGGAUUCUUGACAUCCCGCUGAAAAACCUCAUGGUGGUUGGAGUUGAUGUUUUCCACAACGUGGUGCUCGGAAAGCAAUCUGUGGUUGGCUUUGUGGCCAGCAUGAACAGGUCCGUGAGCCGCUGGUACUCGCGCGUCGUGCGACAGUCAACGUCCCAGGAGCUGGUGGAUGGACUCAAUCUGUGCAUGACCUCGGCCAUUAAGAAAUACUAUGAGCUAAACCACUACCUCCCGGAGAAGAUCAUCAUGUACCGCGACGGCGUGUCUGACAACCAGCUGGCGAUCGUGCGCGACUUCGAGGUGAUGCAGCUGACCAAUGGCUUCAGGACCUUUGACCUGUCGUACCAGCCCAAGAUGCUGGUGGUUGUGGUGCAGAAGCGGAUCAGCACCAACAUUUUUUUGAACAACAACGGCGCCAUGGAGAACGCACCUUCGGGCAGCGUGCUGGACACUGUCGCCACCAGCCAAGAGUGGUUUGACUUCUUCCUGGUGUCGCAACACGUGCGUCAGGGCACGGUUUCCCCCACGCACUACGUGGUGAUCUUCAACAGCCUCAAGCUCAGCGCAGACCACGUUCAGAGGCUAACGUACAAGAUGACUCACCUGUACUACAACUGGUCUGGCACUGUCCGUGUGCCAGCUCCGUGCCAGUAUGCCCAUAAGCUGGCUUCAUUGGUUGGGGAGAAUUUGCACAGCGAUCCAGAUCCAGGCCUGUGUGACAAACUCUUCUUCCUGUAAUUCCACGCAACAAAAAAGCAGCUGGCCAAAGAGGCAAGAUUAUUCGUAAAUUAGUCGUAUUACUGAUUAUCCCUGUUUUUCCCCCCAUGCAUAUCUUACCAGCACAGCUCUUCCAUGUGCUUUUUUUUAUAAUUGGACAAUCUUUUUUUUAUUGAUCUUGAUUUGAAUAUUUCGUGACUUCAGAAAUCC